This is a messenger RNA of Poecilia latipinna (sailfin molly), 5419 nucleotides long. RefSeq names its product semaphorin-5B-like. The record is from RefSeq and is a predicted model, not a curated record. Gene Ontology annotation, cellular component: plasma membrane. Gene Ontology annotation, molecular function: semaphorin receptor binding; chemorepellent activity. Bases 211 to 3489 code for a protein of 1092 amino acids. The transcript has 22 exons. Lineage: Eukaryota; Metazoa; Chordata; Actinopteri; Cyprinodontiformes; Poeciliidae. Gene Ontology annotation, biological process: axon guidance; positive regulation of cell migration; semaphorin-plexin signaling pathway.
CACCUCCCUGCUCCCUCUCCGGUCAGCGUGCGGCUGUGUGUCGAUGUGUACCGAGUUUCCCCUCGUGGUUUUCAUACCUCUCUCUUUCCCUCCCGCCAUGUGAGGCACCGGGAUCUGCACUGCUUCUCGUUUUUUUCCUGCAGACUCUGGAUGUAAUGGUGAGCAAGUGAUUCUUGCAGACCUGAAUUGGGACUGAAUGUGGUUGUAACUAUGGUAACGACAGGGUGGAGGGCAUGGACCCUCUCCCCUUGUGGACUCAUGCUGGUCAUUGGUUGGUCUGUGAGUCUGUCCCAGCGCCAGAACGUCAGUCUUGCAGAUUGCAGCAGGAAGGAGCAUCCCAUUGUUUCCUAUCAAGAUUUGAGGAAGAGGAUGUUUGAGUUCUCCUAUCCAGGAGUGAAGGAUUUCUCCCAGCUGGCCAUGGAUAUGAGCAGGAACCAGCUCAUCGUAGGGGCACGAAACUUCCUCUUCCGGCUGAGUUUAAGCAACACCUCCCUCAUACAGGCAACCGAAUGGUCUCCUGAUGAAGACACAAAGCGCUCGUGUCAAAGCAAGGGGAAAUCUGAGGACGAAUGUCAAAACUACAUCCGGGUUUUGCUUACCAAUGGGAGAAUGCUCUUCACAUGUGGAACAAAUGCUUUCACACCCGUCUGUGUAUCUAGGCAGAUUUCCAACAUCAGUCAAGUUUUGGACACGGUGAACGGUGUCGCCCGCUGUCCCUAUGACCCCCGCCACAACUCCACUGCCAUGGUGACGCACAGCGGGGAACUGUACGCCGCCACGGUGAUCGAUUUCUCCGGACGCGACCCGGUCAUCUACAGAAGCCUGGGAAACAUGCCACCCCUUCGGACCGCCCAGUACAACUCCAAAUGGCUCAAUGAGCCUCAUUUCGUGUCGGCCUACGAAAUCGGCCGGUUUGCCUACUUCUUCCUGAGAGAGACUGCCGUGGAAAACGACUGUGGGAAGAUGGUGUUCUCUCGGGUGGCGCGGGUCUGUAAGAACGACGUUGGGGGACGCUUCUUGCUGGAAGACACCUGGACCACCUUCAUGAAGGCUCGCCUGAACUGCUCACGCUCAGGUGAAAUCCCCUUCUACUUCAACGAGCUGCAGAGCACCUUCCACUUGCCGGAGCAAGACAUCAUUUAUGGCAUCUUUACCACAAAUGUGAACAGCAUAUCAGCUUCUGCUGUUUGUGCCUUCAAUCUGAGCUCCAUCACUUUGGCUUUCAAUGGACCCUUUCGCUUCCAGGAGAACCCCCGCACUGCCUGGCUCUCUACUCCAAACCCUAUUCCCAAUUUCCAGUGCGGCACACUGGAGGAAGACGGCCCCGGCGGGAACCUAACGGAGCGUAGUCUUCAGGACGCACAGCGGCUCUUCCUCAUGAGCGACGUCGUCCAGCCGAUCACCACCGACCCCUUUCUCACCCAGGACAAUGUCCGCUUCUCCAAGCUGGUGGUGGACAUUGUGCAAGGCCAGAGCACUCUCUACCACGUCAUGUAUAUUGGCACAGAGUAUGGCAGCAUCCUGAAGGUUCUGGCCACAACCAACAAAAGCCUUCAUGGCUGCUACCUUGAAGAGCUCCGGAUCCUCCCAGAGGGGCAGAGGGGAACAAUAAAGAGUCUGAAAAUCCUACAGAAGGACAGGUCGCUGUUUGUGGGACUCGAUGACAGACUGGUGAAGAUCCCGUUAGAACGCUGCUCAAGUUAUCCAGCCGAACGGAGCUGCUUGGAGGCUCGGGACCCUUACUGUGGAUGGGAUCUAGAGCAGAAACUCUGCACCACCAUUGAAGGAAGCUCCAACAUGAACCAUUGGAUCCAAAACAUCACCGAAUGCCCAAUGAGGAACCUGACGCAAGACGGUGGGUUCGGUCCCUGGGCACUGUGGCAGCCUUGUAACCAUGACGAUGGCGAGGGCACUUUCAGCAGCUGCAAGUGUCGGUCCCGCUCGUGUGAUGGCCCGGUGGCCAGAUGUGGAGGGGUCAAAUGCAAAGGUCCAACCAUCCAAGUGGCGAACUGCUCCAGAAAUGGUGGCUGGACUCCAUGGUCUUCCUGGGGUCAAUGUAGCAGCAGCUGUGGCAUCGGAUUUGAAGUGAGGCAGCGGUCUUGCAACAACCCCUCGCCACGCCACGGGGGUCGAAUAUGCGUCGGUCAGGGUCGGGAGGAGAGACUGUGCAAUGAGAAAAAGCUGUGUCCCCUGCCUGUGUUGUGGACAGCCUGGGGUCCCUGGGCUCACUGCAGCGCCGAAUGCGGCGGAGGGGUCCAGUCCAGGACUAGAACCUGUGAGAAUGGGAACACCUGCCCUGGAUGUGCAAUGGAGUACAAAGUCUGCAACCUGGAGAGCUGCCCUGAGGUGCGCCGCAACACCCCCUGGACACCAUGGAUGCCGGUCAACGUCAGCCACGACGGGUCCCGCCAGGAGCAGAGAUUCAGGUACACCUGCCGGGCGCCACUUCACGACCUCCAGCAGCUCCAGCUGGGCAAGAAGAAGCUGGAGACCCGCUUCUGCCCACAUGACGGCUCCGGAGCUUGCCAGACUGACUCUCUGGUUGAAGAGCUGGUCCGGACUAGUGGCAGAACUACGUCCCAGCCCCAAGGUGCCCGAUGGGGACCAUGGGAAAUGUGGUCCAGCUGCUCCCAGCAGUGUUCCAGAGGUUUCCGGACCAGAAAACGCAGCUGCUCCACGUCAGAAGGAAGGGCCAACCUGGCGGCUUGUGCUGGAUCUCCAGUGGAGUAUCAGGACUGUAACGCUCACCCCUGCCCAGUGAGUGGAGCCUGGUCAUGCUGGUCUGCCUGGACCCAGUGUUCAUCCAGCUGUGGAGGGGGCCACUACCAGCGAACUCGGACGUGCAGCAGCCCGGCCCCUGCAAACGGAGGGGACAUCUGCAUCGGCCUGCACACAGAGGAGGCCCUCUGUAACAUACACCCCUGUGAAGGUUGGGGUGAAUGGACGGACUGGGGCGAGUGUGACGACGAGGGUGUGCAGCAUCGCAGCCGGCGCUGUGGGGAGGAGCAGGAGGCUGAGGCCGGCCUCUGCCAGGGAAACCUGACUCAGUCCAGGCCAUGUCAGCCACAUGAGGUCCCAGUGAUUUUACCUGGGCAGGAGAACCAGAGCUGUGGAGCUUUCACCUUGUUCCAGUUGGUGGCAGUGGGCCUAGCCAGCUUCUUUGCUGCAGCUCUCCUCUCGGGGUUGGCGUACUCGUACUGCCACCACCUGAACCAGCCGUCGGCAGAGUCCGCCGCCAUCCACCCCAGCACACCCAACCACCUGACGUAUAACAAGCAGGGCAAUGUCGCGCCAAAGAACGAGAAGUACAUCCCCAUGGAGUUCAAGACGCUAAACAAGAACAACCUCCAUGUGAACGACGAGUCGUGCAACCACUUCUCCUCCCCGAUGGCGUCCAGCAACAUGUUCACCGCCACCUACUACCCUCCCUGUGUGAGCAAGUACGACUUCCACCCCGACUCGCCCUGCAGGUCCUACAUGCACAGCUGAGAGGAGCCGUUUCCAUGCCAAUGCAACCGGAAAAACUUCCUGAAAGCUAAAAACAUUUUCCUGGCCAUUGGAUUUUUUUUAUUUUUUUAUUCAAGGUGCAGUUUCACCCCAAUCACCAGAAAUGUCCUAAUUAAGGACAAACAUCCAAAAAGGUUUCAGUUAAAAUCUACUGUUAUGAAUUAUAAAGAACAUCAUUGAAAAUAAAUGUUGUUUAUUUCAGAAAUUCAAUUCAAAAAGUGGAUAUCUUGAGGCACCACUGAGACAGUAAUAUUUAUUUCUUUUAAAUUUGAUAAUACUGGAUGUAAUGAACACCUAAAAGUUUCGGAAAACUUGAUUGUUACGCAAGACCAAUAAAAACAGUUAUUUCAUAAGGAUAUGAAACAAGGGAAAUCUGGCUGCCUAUUUGCUACAUAUUUCACCACAUAUUAUUGGAAAGUUGAGUGGAAGGAAAAUGUUCAAUUAAAAAAAAGGCAUAAUAAAUGGCAGUCAUGAGAACAUUGUGAGUUCUAUUAAAGCAGUCUGGGCUUCCUGGACACCUCAGCAGUUUAAACUGCACUGAUGUUGUAAUUCAUGCAAAAGGAGCCCUGACCAAAUAGUAUGUGGGAAUACUUCUCAGUUGGGUGACAUUUAUGUAUUUUAAAAAAAAAUAUACAGAAAUGUUUAAGUCUACAUAAAAUAUGAGUUUCACUUUUUGAAUGGAAUUCCUGAAGCAAACGUUUUGAUAUCCAAAUUCGUAGAGAUGCACCCACAGAAAGAAGAAGAAGAAGAAGACCUUCUACAGAUCUCAGACACCAUGUCAAUCAUAAACAAAGAGCUGCCUUUGGUCAGGCUGACCCAUGAGCCACCCAGACGUCACUGCCAAAGGCUCACGGGAAUCAAAACAGAAAAUGUUGCAGCCUUGAACUCUUCAAGCGGGAUGUGUUGUUUUAUGAACUCUCUGAAAUCUAAAAAUGGCUCCUGACGUUCUGCACUGAUGUUCUGUCGGAGUGACAGAGAGGUUUCAACUCUCCAACACGAGGGGACUGACUACAUCGUAGUAAGAACCAUAAGGAUUUCUUACACCCUGCUGAGCUACAGACUGGUUCACAAGGUAUAACACAUGGUAACAGACAUGCGCUCUGAAUGGAUUUCUGCUUUGACGUGCGGAUCUGUGGCUCACUUGCUUUAAUUUUUGUGUCAAAACUACAAUGAAAAGACGACGAAAUGGAAAACUUAAAUGUUGUUUAUAUCAGCAGAAUGUAUAAAUUAUCUCCCAGGUGUUCAGUGGUUGAAUAUUCGGGGAUGUGAACAUAAAAUUCAACCAAGUUACAUCUGAGGUAUUUCCAAUUCUGGUCAGAAGUUUACAUACUUCUUUGAUUCAAGGUUUUAAAAAAUGGAUUUAACAUGUCCUUCCAGAAUAGAGGGGUUACGCAACAAAUAUCCUUAAUAAGGUUUGAAUUUAUUGUGUUUUUAAUCCACACAGAAUCAAACUUACAGGCUUAAAUUUAUACACAAGCAAAAGCAGUUUGUCUGCAGCUUGCUAAAGGAGACCAAAUGUUAAUGGUAAAAUCUGUAGUAAAUUGAAAAGAUUUUAAAUACUGUUGCAGUUGAAGGUUUUAUACUUAUUUGCAAAACAACAGGUCAAAUAAAUCCGCAUAAACCCCAAGUUAUUGACAUUUAUUACAGUAAAUGUAUAUAUAAACUUCUGAAUGAAACUGUACUGUAUAUAGAAUAUUUAUUUGGUUAAGGAAGUUUCCCCAUCUGUGGUUCUGAGAAAUAUCUUUUGAUGAUACAGUAAAAUUCAGACACAUUCAAGAUUUUUAUAUAUAUAUAUAUAUAUAUAUAUGAAUCACACAUUUUCACACAUUUUCUUAAAUUACAAACAAUUCAGCUUUUGUUUCUCAAACUGAGUAGAUACAAAUCAAUAUAAUCAAGUCAUAAAUAAAAAAAA